Molecule: messenger RNA, 2408 nt
Organism: Neopsephotus bourkii (Bourke's parrot)
Lineage: Eukaryota; Metazoa; Chordata; Aves; Psittaciformes; Psittacidae
Gene: METTL21A
Product: methyltransferase 21A, HSPA lysine
Exons: 3
Coding region: 36-692 (218 amino acids)
Biological process (GO): peptidyl-lysine methylation
Cellular component (GO): cytoplasm; cytosol
Molecular function (GO): protein-lysine N-methyltransferase activity
Source: RefSeq, a predicted model, not a curated record
GCUGCGGCCGCCGGGCCCCGCCGCUGGGCCGCGGGAUGGCCUUGGUCCCCUACCAGGAGGGCGCGGGCUGGGUAGCGCGGCAGCUGCACAGCCCUUCGGCCACCUACCGCUUCGUCAGCCGCACCAUCCGCAUCAAGCAGGACUGGCGGCGGCUCGGGGUGGCGGCCGUGGUCUGGGAUGCGGCUGUUGUCCUGAGUGCUUAUCUGGAGAUGGGAGGCAUUGAUCUCAGGGAUCGGUCUGUGAUUGAGCUGGGAGCUGGAACUGGAUUGCUGGGAAUAGUGGCCACCUUAUUAGGUGCUCAUGUCACCAUCACAGACAGGGCGGCAGCACUGGAGUUCCUGGAGUCGAAUGUUGAGGCUAACUUACCUUCUGAACUACGUCCGAGAGCUGUGGUGAAGGAACUGACUUGGGGAAGAGACCUGGAUAACUUCCCCUCAGGAGCGUUUGACUUCAUCCUGGGUGCGGACAUCGUUUAUCUGGAGGAAACUUUUGCAGAGCUGCUGCAGACCCUGGAGCACUUGUGCUCAGAGCAAACUGUGAUUCUUCUUUCCUGCCGCAUCCGCUAUGAACGGGAUCACAGAUUCUUGAGGAUGCUGAGAGGCCGUUUCUCUGUAUCUGAGGUCCACUAUGAUUCCAAUAAGGAGGUUCAUAUCUACAGAGCACAGAGGGGUAGUCGCAAGGAUGACUUUUGACUCUGUGCUUUGUUAGUAACCCAUUAAUGCUGUUGAAUCCUCCCCUUAUUUCUACUUGAUAUACUUGUUCCUGAGCAUGUAAUUGCAGUUGUGUUAUUUCACCGGCUUCUUGUUCUGAUGGUCUUGUCUGAUCAUUUGAUCUGAUACAGCAAGGAUUGUACUACUGUUCUGCAUAUAGAAUCUCUGAUUCAUUUCUCAGUAGAGUUGUAUAGGUCUUCCACUGACUUUUUAUCAAAUGUAAUGUUUGAAACUGAUGUAAGUUGCAGAAAUCUCCACACAUCAAAAAAAGUCAUAAAAAGAUUUGUUUAAAAAUCAAACCACACUCAAUUUCUGUGGGAAGCCUAAAAAGAAAUUAGAGUAGGGGUUUUUCCCCAUACCACUUCCUUAACUCUUGAAAAUAGAAGUGGAUAAAAUAUAUAAACUAAGACACCAGCUCUAAAUGCUCUAACACUUCAGCUAUUCUGCAACUUGAAGGUUGUGGUAAAAGAAGCUACUUAAGGGAAAAAGCAACAAAGGCAGCUGCUAUAAAGUGGUUCUGUUGCUGUCACUGCUGAAUUGAAGAGGCACAGGGAAACAAAGAACAGGAUUGGUGUGUGUGUGUGUGAAUCAAUAUUGCAGAGUAAACCAGCUUGGUGUUUUUACCUGACUUGUACGCAUGGAGGCCAUGCCUGCAGUACCAAAGCAGUCGUAGGUCUUGAGUUGUGCCUAACAAGAAACCUUGCUUUCAUACAGCUCAAGGCUCCUUUAAGCAUAUACACAUGUGCAUCUGCCAGAACAUAAAGUGAAACAAGGAGACUCAAACUGUUCUUCAAAUAUCAAAUCAAUCAUUGAUUCACAAAGUACUGUUAAAUCAUGUUCUGUCUGCCUCUGUUUGUGGCACACUGUCUCCAAGAGCUGUUACUUAGGAGCAUAGGGUGCUGCUGUAAAGAUUUUGUAACUGGGGAGUACUUACUUGUAUUACUUGGGAGCAGUGUAGAUGUCUGUGUGCUUUCUGGGCACAGUGUUCUAAGUAAACGAUCUCAUACCUUGAGCGUGUAAAAACACCUCUGUGUUUAUUCCACAAGCUUUCAUGUGAGAAAUGCUGCAACCUGGAAUCUGGCUCACAUCAGCAGCAGACUUCCUUCUUUCUAGUGGUGGAAGAAGGGAUCUGGUGAAAACAAUGGGCCAACAGAAGGUGGCUACGCUUCUAAAUGCAGGAAUUGCUAUAGGACCUUUUUCUUUUGGUGGAUGUGGAACUUAUUUUUUCCAAAGCCCCAGGUUAGGUUCAGGCUUUAAGGAUCUGCCUGUCUUUGUCAGCGGCAACAGCAAACACCAGCAGUUGCUGUGGGCCACAGACAUUAGAAGCUCUUUAUCCCUUCUGCUUCCAUCAAACUUCCAGCUGGCAAAGAUGCAGAGGGUCUGUGGUCCAGAAGUGAUGUGCAGACUGUAAUAUGGAAAUGACACAUUCAUCAUCACAGCUUAUGAAUAAGGCCCGAAGGUCUUGUGCUUCAUCCCUGCUGUGUCUCCCGUGUGUGCAGCUGUUUCUUGCUUGGCUCUAGGCUUGGCCUGCAGAGAGUUGCUGCUCUUAACGCUUACAACAGUAUCCUUAGAAGCCACAUGGUGUCACUAGAACAGUACUUACGCAGCAGGCUGGGGCUUUGCAGUCUGAAACUAGCGUUGAAGUCCCUAUGAGGGAAGGAAGACAGCAGCUUUAAUUAAAACCAGAACAUGGUAUGA